Siniperca chuatsi (mandarin fish) is the source of this 4816-nucleotide messenger RNA. RefSeq names its product TOM1-like protein 2 (gene tom1l2a). Bases 645 to 2165 code for a protein of 506 amino acids. Gene Ontology annotation, molecular function: phosphatidylinositol binding; ubiquitin binding; clathrin binding. The record is from RefSeq and is a predicted model, not a curated record. Gene Ontology annotation, biological process: signal transduction. Gene Ontology annotation, cellular component: membrane; endosome. NCBI's taxonomy places the organism in Eukaryota, Metazoa, Chordata, Actinopteri, Centrarchiformes, Sinipercidae. The transcript is spliced from 16 exons.
GAAAUACAUAAGAUUUGAAGCCAAGUUUUCAGGGGCUUUAAAGUGUAGACACACACAGUCUAUUCAACUGAGUAAAUAAGGUUAUGGCUUAUGAUUUAUUUCCCAUUGUCAUAUUGCUCGUACCCUCAAAAUGCUUGGCUGAAUAAAAAGGGACAUUAGAGAGACACACAGCACUGAAGUGUCACCACAUGCUGACUUGCUUACACAACAGUUUUACUUUCAGUGUAAUGAAGGCUGAACCAUGGCUUGCUUUAAUUAGUGUGCAUCGACUUUAGCACAGGCGACAGUCCGAGCCUGACUAACAUGCAGCAUCAUGUUUACUAGUGAGACAGCUGGCAGGGUGCAAACAGUGGAUCAGGUAUCAAAACUAAAAUUUACUUCGGUGCCAGCCACCCUCAGGUUUGGGUUGUGGAUUAACCAAGUAGGCUGUAGGCGUAUGUUUCUCUCCACAGGUGGUAUUGUCAUUAUGUUAGGGUGUGAACAAUGCUGGGUCUGUGUAAAAAGGCACCAGCUUUCUGUCUCGCACCACAUAUUACUGUAAAUUAAAUUAAAAAACUGAUGCUACACGACUACAUUACAGUGGAGACUAUAAUGAAGAGAGGGCCACAGAUGGAGGCCUACAGAAUGAGGACUGGACCCUCAACAUGGAGAUCUGCGAUAUCAUAAACGAGACAGACGAGGGGCCAAAAGACGCUAUGCGUGCACUGAAGAAGAGACUCAGUGGCAACAAGAACUACAGAGAAGUGAUGCUGGCGCUAACGGUUUUGGAGACGUGUGUGAAGAAUUGCGGUCACAGGUUUCAUGUCCAGGUGGCCAGCAGAGAUUUCAUUGAUGGUGUGUUGGUCAAAAUCAUCUCCCCCAAAACCAAUCCUCCAACCAUCGUACAAGACAAAGUGCUGUCGCUCAUACAGGCCUGGGCUGAUGCCUUCAGGAGUAGCCCUGAUCUAACUGGUGUGGUCCACAUUUAUGAGGAACUGAAGAGGAAAGGCAUUGAGUUCCCAAUGGCAGACCUGGAUGCACUGUCUCCCAUCCACACACCACAGAGGGGUACACCAGAAGUGGACCCAGCCAUGAUCAAGUACCUAGCCCCUGCCUCACCUGCUGCUGGGACUCCUGCACCUUCCCCAAGCCCUGCCUCUGCCACACAGGUCCCCAACAUGCCCAGCCCCAUCACAGCAACCCCUGAACAGAUUGCCCGGCUGCGCAGUGAGCUGGACAUAGUGAGAGGAAACACCAAAGUCAUGUCAGAGAUGCUAACAGAGAUGGUCCCUGGCCAGGAAGAUGCCUCUGACCUAGAACUGCUUCAGGAGCUGAACAGAACAUGCAGGGCUAUGCAGCAGAGAGUGGUUGAGUUGAUUUCACGCGUCUCUAAUGAGGAAGUGACUGAGGAGCUGCUACAUGUCAAUGACGACCUCAACAACAUUUUCCUCCGAUAUGAGAGGUACGAGAGGUACAGGUCGGGUAGAGCUGCACAGAACAACGGGAUGUUGAAUGAGGCCACAGAGGACAACCUGAUAGACCUUGGCCCAGGCUCCCCUGCCGUGGUCACGCCCAGGAUCACCUCCAGCCCUCCACCCCACUCCACUGCCAACGCAGCUGCCUCCCCAGCCCAUAAUCCCACUACAGCCUCACUGUCCUCUGCACUAGCUGGUCUUGAUGUUGCUUCUGACAGCGUGAGUGGUACCCAGUCCUCUCUAUCAGGCCCAAACCAGGAUGACUUUGACAUGUUUGCCCAGACGAGGAGCAGCUCUCUGGCUGAACAACGCAAAAAUGUAAAGUAUGAAGACCCUCAGGCUCUGGGCGGCCUGGCCUCUGCUUUGGAUGUGAGACAGCAGAACGCAGGAGGGCUGAGGGUAAAAGGGGAUGAUAACCCAGCAGAUCAGGAGCUGCCCAUAGACAGCUGGCUUAUUACCCAAGGAAUGAUCCCCGUAUCGCAGUCCUCUGUCAUGGAUGACAUAGAGGAGUGGCUCUGUGCUGACGUGAAAGGGGAUGCCACCGAGGAAGGGGUGACCAGUGAAGAAUUUGAUAAGUUCCUGGAGGAGCGAGCGAAGGCAGUAGACUCUGUGCCUUCUCCCCCCAGAGCUAACCCUGCUCACCCUGCCCGUACCCCUGGUGGCUCCCACAAGAAGGCUGAACGGACGGAAGACGCCCUCUUUGCGUUGUAGACUGUUCUCAGAGAACCUCGAUCUCUUCUCUAGGGUGUCUAAAGGUCGCCCUAAAUAAUCCCUCCCAAACAGUCCUUCCAGUCCCAUUUCAUCACUGACUGGCAGUGGUGUAGCAAGUGAUCUCCACCUCCUUGUCUUUCUCUUGCCACAGUGUUAUUCCAACAUGCAGAGGUCCAACAUGUUUACUGCGCACAAGUGUGCUGCGUUUUACUAUAUAUGGAUGUAUUAAUCUGUUAGUGUGGGAUGUACUACUCGCAUCCCUGCAUCUCAUUUGUAACUUGCCACCAGAGGAAGACAGCCUUACUUGUCUGAUGUGGUUUAAAAAUGUGGUAUAUUACUGCGAGAUUAAUGGAAAACGUUCACUGCAGUUCAAUGCAUUGAGUCAGUAUGGAAGCAUACAAUUAAGAUUAAAUUGUGUUGUCAGCUAAUUGCUAAUUUAUGCAUUUAUUGUUUUGAUGGUUUGUUCUAUACUAUGUACUAGCGCUGUGGUUAUGUUUUUUACAAAUACGCCAGUUAGAGCUCCAGUCAUGCUUCUAAUACUGAGAUAUGUGUGGAAUGUGCAACAUGUUAUUACCUAAUUUGCCUGAAGCAGUGUGGAGAACAGACUUAUGUUAGCAGGCAAACUUUGCUAGGAAUGUAAUAGCUAAAUAUUAGCUAAUCUUGAUGAGUGUAUGCCAGCAUUCCUUUUAACCAAAGGGAAUAAAAAACAAAAAAAUCUUUAAAAAAAUCACUCCUUAGGAUUCUGUUAUGUAUUUCAAAUGGCUAAGGGGAAGGAACGUGCCCAUGGAAUAUUUUCCAUCAGUCUUUUCAGUCCUCUGAAAAGCAAUGACAAAUUAGCUGAGAAAAGGAUGCUCUUGAGCAAUUGCAAACACUUUCAGCCAUUCCAAAGAAUAUUAAGGCUUUAAUGACCAACUAGCACUGAAUUUUAGCUGUCGAACAAUAAUCACGUCCAUGUGUUAUAAAUGUAAAGGGAUCAUGAACUUUUUCCUUCCCCUGCAACAUUAAUGCCUGUGCACUUUGAAGCAAAAACAAAUCUGUAUUUUGUCCUUUGUGUCUACAAGAUGGUUACUAUUUUUCUAGGGGAAUGGGAAAUGGUCUUUAGAUUGACUUCAUUUUGCGCAUAAAUUUUCUAACUAUAAUUGCAGUGUGUGUUCAUAUAGAAGUGGGUUGAUGACUGUUAAACUAAACUUUUAAGAAUAUUAAAGAUUGCAUAAAGAUUCAAGACAAAAUAUGGCAUUUAAAUUAUCAGCAAGACGCUGGCACCAUAAUCGACUAAAAGACUAAACAUAUAGCUUACAGUAAUGCAUUGUCGUAAAGGAUAUAUUCAUAUAGGUAGACUUUCACUUACUCUAUAUUAUGUAAUCUAAAUACCUCAAAAUACAGGAAUGUUAGUUUCUGUAUCUGGUUAAAAAUGUAUUGGCUCAUAGUAAUAUCCAGAAGACAUAGAGGUUUAUGUAUCAUUUGAACCCCUGAGUGUAUUUUUAUAGUUCAUGUAAAAAAACAAAAAAAACAAAACUUUUUUGUACCCUUCAUUGAUCUUUUCGUGGUUGAGGCUGAAGCAUGCAGCGAACAAAAACACAAUUGUACUUUCUUUGAGUUGGCCAGUCAAAGACGUACUUUCAUUCUUGGUGUAUUUUCAUUCUGGUAUGAUUCAUCUGCUCUGGCUGAAGCUGCUGCCAAACAUUUCUGUGAUUGACUCAUUUCAGCAAAGUAGCUCUGACUGGAGUUUGUCUUUGGUGUAUUUACGCACAUUGAGUCAAAAAGCAAUCCUGUCUCCAUUCCAGCUCUUUUGCUGAGGCUCUGGUUUGUUUUAACGUUGCUCUGCACUUGAAAGAUUUUUAUUUUCUUUCAGUCCAUUUAAGACCAAAAGCCUUGUCAAUUUAGGCAUUCCAUUUGAAACUCCUCCCAAGCUGUAAAUGCCUAAUCAUGCAUCAAAAUUACGUGUUGAAUUAUCCAUCCAUCUGUCAGUAUUGGCCUUCCACUAGAGGGAAACAUUCAUGAUUUGUUAUACUUGUUAGCAUAACUUCAACGGUGGCAUUGAAAAUGUAUUUGUGUCUACGUAACCAUUAUGAUUAAAUAUUUAAAUGUAUUUUAGGUGAGGAAAAUUAAUGAUUUAUGAGCUUUAACUUUAAAAAAAAAAAAAAAAAAGCUGUAUGGUUACAUAUGGUGUGCUUAUAGGUUUAAUAUGGUUGCCAGGUAACUGAGUUAAUAGCGUUAAAUUUACAAUCAGCCAUUGUGUUCACUUUGAAAAACUUUUACCAUGCAGGCUGAACAAAGAGGAUUACUAAAAAUGUAACGAGAUCCUUUAAAAGGGAACUAGGGAGUAAUUUCUGUUUGUGUGUUUCAUAUCUCUGGAUCUGUAACAAAGUGUAUUGUUACUUGCUUUUAUGAGGCUUAAGUCCUGAUUGCAACAUGUAUUCCUCGAAAUUCUGGCAAUCUUAAAAUGGUUACCGAAUGUCUUUUAAUACUGAUGAAGCAGAACAUUUAGCUGAUGUUUUGUGGACAUGGAAGAGGGGCUUGUUUUCUGUUGGUGGGUGUCCCAUGUCUGUUUGGCUGUGGCGUCUGCUGCCAUUUACUCAUGGUCAGAUUUGUGUUUGACCUAAUGCACGUAUGUAACUGCCCAAUAAAACACUAGCAAUGUUUGACCUCUA